Acanthochromis polyacanthus (spiny chromis) is the source of this 3189-nucleotide messenger RNA. Its product is annotated as oocyte zinc finger protein XlCOF6.1-like. The transcript is spliced from 6 exons. The record is from RefSeq and is a predicted model, not a curated record. Lineage: Eukaryota; Metazoa; Chordata; Actinopteri; Pomacentridae. Bases 1120 to 2328 code for a protein of 402 amino acids.
UGGAAGAGGACAGGUGAGAGUUUUAGUGUAGUACUGGAGGAGGACAGGUGAGAGUUUUAGUGUAGUACUGGAAGAGGACAGUUGAGAGUUUUAGUGUAGUACUGGAGGAGGACAGUUGAGAGUUUUAGUGUACUACUGGAGGAGGACAGGUGAGAGUUUUAGUGUAGUACUGGAGGAGGACAGGUGAGAGUUUUAGUGUAGUACUGGAGGAGGACAGGUGAGAGUUUUAGUGUAUACUGGAAGAGGACAGUUGAGAGUUUUAGUGUAGUACUGGAAGAGGACAGGUGAGAGUUUUAGUGUAUACUGGAGGAGGACAGGUGAGAGUUUUAGUGUAGUACUGGAAGAGGACAGGUGAGAGUUUUAGUGUAGUACUGGAGGAGGACAGGUGAGAGUUUUAGUGUAGUACUGGAGGAGGACAGUUGAGAGUUUUAGUGUAGUACUGGAGGAGGACAGGUGAGAGUUUUAGUGUAGUACUGGAAGAGGACAGUUGAGAGUUUUAGUGUAGUACUGGAGGAGGACAGGUGAGAGUUUUAGUGUUGUACUGGAAGAGGACAGGUGAGAGUUUUAGUGUAGUACUGGAAGAGGACAGGUGAGAGUUUUAGUGUAGUACUGGAGGAGGACAGGUGAGAGUUUUAGUGUAGUACUGGAAGAGGACAGUUGAGAGUUUUAGUGUAGUACUGGAGGAGGACAGGUGAGAGUUUUAGUGUAGUACUGGAAGAGGACAGUUGAGAGUUUUAGUGUAGUACUGGAGGAGGACAGUUGAGAGUUUUAGUGUAGUACUGGAGGAGGACAGGUGAGAGUUUUAGUGUAUACUGGAAGAGGACAGUUGAGAGUUUUAGUGUAGUACUGGAAGAGGACAGGUGAGAGUUUUAGUGUAGUACUGGAGGAGGACAGGUGAGAGUUUUAGUGUAGUACUGAGGGAGGACAGGUGAGAUGUUUAUCUGGCUACUAAUCACUUUUUUCUGUCAGGUUGAAGGACUCCCCUGGAAACUGUGCUGACCAGUCAGAGGACACAGUGGGCCAAUUGGAUCAUUCCUGCUCUGAGGUCACAGCCAACGCUCUGUACAGCAUUUCCCAUAAUUCCCAGCGGGUGGCUCACAAGUGUCCUCAGUGUGGGAAAUGUUUCAUCUACCGCUCUCAGGUCAUUCGACACCUGCGCACCAACAAGUCCUGCGGUUCGUCCUUAAUGUCCAACGGGACCCUGCAGAGUGGAGCCAACAGCAGGGACAAAGAAGCACGCCCCCCGGAGCCCCGCCCCCGGAGCCUCGCCCCCUCAGGACACACUCGUGCUUCCAGUGCAACGCCGUCUUCAAGACCAAAGCCGAGCUGCUGUCUCACCAGAGAAGCCACCGGGCGCGUCCCGUCUACCACUGCAGUCAGUGUGACAAGGAGUUCCACCACCUGUCCAGCUUGACCAAUCACAAGCAGACCCAUCUGGACAAGGGAGGGUUCACCUGUAGCAGGUGUGAGAAGGUGUUCCAGUCGGCAAAGGAAAGGGACACCCACCGGCUGCAGCACCGGCUGCCCGACCUCACCUGCACCGUGUGCGACCAGACCUUCAGCUCUCAGACCCAGCUGCUGAGACACCUGCAGACGCACUCAGUGGAGGGAGCUGAACCCUGCUACCGCUGUCGCUUCUGUGACCAGACCUUCUCAGGUAACCAUCCAGGUGUGACUCAGCUCCGUAUCCACCAGCGAACACACACCUUCCGGUCAUACCAGUGCGACCAGUGCAGUAAAACGUACGGUUCCCUGACGGGCCUCCACUCCCACCGGGCAAGCCACAGCGCCGACAGCCGCUUCCUGUGUUCUCAGUGCGGCAAACGCUUCAAGACCCGGGACGGCCUGGAGGGACACCUGAGGACACACACCGGAGAGAGGCCCUACCGCUGCCCCUACUGCCCCAAGGACUUCACCGCGCUGGCCGGCCUCAAUGUGCACGUCCGGCGGCACACCGGGGAACGGCCGUACGUGUGCACGGUGUGCGGUAAAGGCUGGCCUUCUGGUGGCGACCUGCAGAAACACAUGAGGACGCACACCGGAGAACGGCCCUACGUCUGCCAGGACUGUGGAAAGGCCUUCUCCAUCUCCUGCCACCUGACGGAGCACCGCCGGAUCCACACCGGUGAGAAGCCGUUCUCGUGUCCAGAAUGCGGUAAAUGUUUACGGAGGAAGUUUGAUCUGAAGAAGCACAUGUUGUCCCACAGCAACGUGCGACCAUACGGCUGUAUCUACUGUUCAAAGAGCUACACCCGUAAAACCCAUCUGAACAGACACCUGCUGACCCACAGGGCUGCAGACGGACAGGUGGAGACGGAGGAACCCUGAACUAAACUCAUUCAGCUUCUCAUCCUGGAUCCUCAGCAGAUCUGUGGGUCGGGCUGAGAGAAACUAAACCCUGACAGGAUUUAAAGUUCAGGAACUCAUCAUGAAAGUGGAUCCAGAGUUUUGUUUUUGUUUCAUUACAAACUACUAAUGAAAUGUCCAACAAAUAGUAAUUAGACCAUGAAUGAACUGUUUAGACCCGGUUUCUGGGUCAAAGGUCCUUUUAGAGACUGGAUGCUGAAUCCUCAGAAAUCACCAAUGACAUUUCAGUUCAAGGUUAAAGGCUGCUGUAAAAAAUACACACAAAUCUGUCAACAAAAGGGCUGAAAUGUCUGUAAAAUGUCCAAAUACAUCAGUCAGAUAUGGGAAACAUCCAGAAAGUAUCAAUCAGUUGAUGCAUAAAAGCCAAGAACUGACUUAUUCCCUGCUGAACAUCUGAGUGUUGAUGGAAUAAAGACAUGGUUUAUGACAGAACAUCAGUGUUUAUUCAGCUUUAGAGGGAAGCUUCUAAACAUGGUGACAUGAAACCGUCUUCAGACUGACAGCAGCUGCUGAGGCUCUGCAGGUUUAGAGUCUGAAAACAGGUUUAAUUAAAGGUAAAUUCUAAUUAGUAUCAGAUCACCACAGGGCAAGGUUAAUCAUCUGGACUAAUUAUUACAUGAUCAUUAGAGAGGUUCUGAUUGGACGGCUCACAGGAAGCAGGAUUGUGAUUGGUUAGUGAGGACACACCAGUUCUGUUUGAUAAUGCUGAUCUGUCAUGUUUGUGUUGACUUAAAUCUGUAAAAUGUUGUUUUGUGAACGUCAUGGCUGCUAGUUUUGACCUCCUUCUGUAUCUGUGCUUCUAUAAACAGAGACUUAAUGAGA